Messenger RNA from Pocillopora meandrina, 6722 nucleotides. Lineage: Eukaryota; Metazoa; Cnidaria; Anthozoa; Scleractinia; Pocilloporidae. The record is from the annotation of a GenBank genome assembly.
CCCAGAAUAAUAUGCAGCUUUCACGGCAGAGUAAUUUAUGCGCUUUAAUGAAAAUAUAGAACAAAAGUAAAGAUAGAGCCAAAAAGCGGACACAAAUUGAUCGCGAAAACCACUCAACAACUGGCGCCGUUUCGAAUUACGAUCGCCUUGAGUCGAUUUCCUUCAAAAGACUUUUUAUCUAACAACGCGGAAAUAUUCUUUUUUUCACCAAAAUUUCUCGGUUUUGGUAUCAGCUUUAUGUACGAGUAAUAUUCUAUUCGAAUGCGAGCUAUUGAGUAAUAAUCUGUAUUCAUUCGCUAAAGGCCCGAGUCAGUUUUUUCCGCACAGAACACGGCAUAUUGUCGAAGGCAGCCGAGGCUGGUCUGUGAUGAACACAACACUGUAGAGUCCAAGAAAAUGAUUGCCAAGAAGGUUAGCAUCACAAACUGUAGCCCCAAACCGAUCGUGAAGCCGGCGGCGGCGACCUCGUCUUCAUGGCCUCUACCAAGCCUACGGCUUGUUAUAGUUUGUGUUUCUUUAGCUGUCACUCUCACGAUGUCAGCUAUGAUCAUUUUUGUGGACGUACGAGCGCCUUCUUUGGCCGAUAUCUUUUUGUCCACAAUAUAUUUUCCUUUGGGUCAAGGACUGCAACUGAAGGCUCGGCGUUGGUCAAAUAACAAGACCGAGUGUUUACACUUUUUCAAGACUAAAGACGAAAACUUCAGGCGCUUUGAAGGUCUGCAGUGCGGACACGCGUUCUGGCAAAGCACUGCGAAUCUCGAGGAAAAAGAUCGAUAUGUAAAAAAAAUUGCCACGAAUUACAGACUGUUCGAGAGGGAAUCACUCGCCAGCAAGUAUUUUGAUGAAUAUUGGCACGAAAAACUCAAAGAUCCAUUACCAACGAGUUUUUAUAACGAAGAAACUAAAAACUCUCCGAAAGCAGGGAAUGAAUUCCGCGCAUUCAGAUGGGAUCCACUUGUGCCUUUGCCAACGGAAAUAUCCCACAUUUCGGGUACGAGUCAGUGGAUUCACCGCGCCGGUUCCACAUCUAGACAUAUCAUCUACAUUUUCAGGUAGGGAAAAAGUUGACACGAAGGUUAAAAGAUCUCGUGGGAAUUAAUAAAUUUAAAAGUCGGCGACAUAAUUAUUUUCAUUUUAGGGUUUGUUUUAAAAUAUUUGUUAAAUGUUGAAGAAAAAUUUUUUGAACAGAUAUUUUGUUAGCCGAUGUGAAGAUGAAAAGCUAAAUUUGAUGCUUUCAAUAGCACGUCAGAACAGGCUUCAAUGGCACCAAAAGACAAUAUUCAACGCUAUUGAAAUAAGAUUGCUCGAAGUAAUUUACACCGAUCGCGAGAGUCUAGCUAGCAAUUGGUUUCAAAGAUAUACUCAAAAAGGAGAAAGAAAAAAAGAAAAAAAUUUACGGUGUACAUAAUAUUUUUUCAUUUAGCACCGAGCGUCGGCGAAAAUCAAUGAGAUAUAAAUUUCCCCGAACGUCUUUAAAAUAGUUUUAGGAAAAUGGGCGAUUCAAAUAUUCAUUGUGCGAAAUGGAUAAAAAAAAAACGGUGCAUAUAAGAAACGAAGUUUUUUUAAAUUGAUUUUUAGGUUUGACAAAAGAGAAAGAAAAAAAAAGGCCAUAAGGAAUAAUUGCCAAACACAGCUUAGAAAAGCUACGGCAAGAGAAAUGCGUAUGCGUCCAAUAUCCGGUUUGGAAUUUUUUUUCAUUUGAAGUAGUUUGUACAGUUGUUUGCGGAACUAAACGGCAUAUUCAGUUUUUGAUAUCGUUAUAUUUCGCAUCAAACAAUACGAAAUCUAAAAAACCUGAAUGGUCUUAUUUGUUUAUUCCAUCUGAUCAUACAGGCGAUGAUAGAAUGUUGUGUUUUGAAAUAUUUGUAACUUCUUUUCAUGUGUAUCAGUGGAAGAGAUAGCGGUUUGGGAUAAAAUGAACGAUGAAAUAAAAUCCAGUUAUUUUGCGGUCAGUACAUUGGGUUUAUUUUAUUAAGGAAAGAACAAAGUUCUAACUUCUGUCAUGAAUUACCAGUUUGAAUAACAAACAGGCCCUGCUGGAUAGAAUAAAAAUUUAAUUAAAAACUCUUAGGCCUUCAAUACAGUUUUAGGCCAGUGUUGGGUAUUUCAUGGAUCAGUUUCUGAAAUAUUUGUUUGAUCGAACAUAACUUUGAUUGCCUAAAGCCAGAGUAUACUUCAAUAAAGUAAUGAAAGCGUAGCACCGCAAGAACAGGUUGAAACAGGCGGUUAUUCACAAAUGGGAGGGAAAUAGCAAUUAACAAGUUACAAAUUUACAAUAAGGGUACAUUUGGAGUGGAUAAAACACUUUUUAAAACUCAUAAAUGUGGCUUAGUUAAAUUGGAUCAUGAAAGAAACAACACUGGUAAAAAAGUGGGUAGAUAUGAUGGAGUCUUCCCAUGUGAUGUGGAAAACUUACUGACUAGCGUUCAACAGAAAUUAAUAUCAGGUUACCAUACCUCCCUUGUGGAAAAAAAAAACUUUGUCGUCAUUCUUUUUUUUUUGUCAUCUUGUUUUGUAAACUCUAUGGAUCAUAUCCCGCUCUCGACGGAUAAGGAACCAACAGGUUUACUUCGCUCCCCGCUGUUCGAAGAGUUGGUCGUUCACACGCGAUAAACCAAAAUGUUAAUUCGUUUUCCUGGUACUUCGUUUACUCUGUUUAUACAACAAAUCCUAUUGAAACUCUGACUGAUUAAAAAUGGUGCAAGUCGCUACUAUUUCCGUUCAGAAAGAAGACGAUUUGUGUAAUUAAAGAGAUCUGCUGAUAGUAUUUCAGUGUUCCUUUUCGGUGCGCUGAUAAUUGAAAUCAUAAUUUCUAAUUGUCUGUUUUUUUUUUCUAAUGUCAGUUCUUAAAAAAGAUCCCAAGUAUUUGAAAGCGAAAGAAUGACAAAGGCGCACACCAGGAAAUGACAAUCACUACCGUAUACUUAUUAAAAUGGAAGAGUGAAAUGAAUGUUUUUUUCUAAGAACUUGACAGUAAACUACUUGCUUAAAAGCCUCCAAAUAAAAAUAACUGAACAUGUAGCCUGAUAAAUUUUUCUUCAUCCGAAGAAAUUGCGUUCAGUCAUCAAGCUGAAGAACUUAUAGCCCCAGAUCAAGACCCCCAUAACCCGAUAUAUGUUUUUGGGCAAUGAAAAUGCUGCUGUACUGCGACUCGCAAAGAAACUUGUGAUUCAGGAAGGUUUCGCUUGUUGUCGUUUUAAGCUUCAAAUCGUGAAAGGUCGAGAGUGAUUCAAUAUUAAACGUUUGAAGUAAAGGGCUAGGGAGACAAAAAAUUUUGGCUAUAUUUCCAAAGAAGGUAAACAACGAAGAUAAAAAGACAGUAAGAGCACAUUUAAAAAGUGAACAUUUAUCUUGAAUUUUGCCAACAGGUGCUAACAAAAAAUGAAUACUUUGAUCUAACCGAGUGUCAAAUAUCGGAAGAACAAUUACAUCAAGUCAGAUGGCGGCACUGAUAAAAGCUUACAUUUCCUAGGGUUUAUGUCAAUAGUAAUUAUUGUAAUAAUGAUAUGAUUCAAGUAUGAUGCACGGUUCUAAGACUGAUGUCAGCCUCAUAAUAAUGGUGACCCAAUUUUCUUGAAAACACACCUUAUUGCAUGCAUUAACGUUAUCACAGAGAGCCCUGCUGAUUUACAUGUAUUUUCCGAGGAAGAUUUAGUUGGUUUUUAUCAACUAGAUGGAUAUUAUUUUAAUGGCAUCGUCAAUAGCUUAAUUAAUUUUUGAUGAAGUAGCUGUCAUUAGUCAUUGUCAAGGGAGGAGGGGGCUCGGGCGAGGAUAUUUUGAGGGAUCAUAUAGUAUUCAGGGGGGAAUGGAGGGGGAUCAGUUGUCGCUAACAGAGUUUUAAGGGGGGCAUAGAAAAUUGACUGCCAAUAGGGGGGAAUUUAAAUACUGCAGAGCCUUAUAGGGAAUACAGGUAAAUGUUUGACCAUUUUAUUGUGACACAAUCAUAAUCAUCUGACCCCCUCCCAAAGGCGAUAAAUAUUGACUGGUUGCUUAUGUAGGCAUCUCACGGGUUCAAAGUCCGUCUUUAAGUAAGGUAGGAACAUCUUCAUAAGAUUCGCUACCAUCGAUCGAAAAAAAAGUGUUUGUUUGAAGGGCUUUUCAAUACCUAGAAGACGUUUAUUGAUCCUUUUUUAUCGAUGAUGAAUUUCAUGGAAAGCUUACGUGAAUAAGACCUUUACCAGGUCAUUAAAUAUGUAUUUUCUUAUUUUUUCCCCCGAACUUCAGACAGGGACGCGUUUUUGCGCGACUGUUGGUGCAAGGCUUUAACAACAGUAAGGAUCCCAGACUUGGGGUGGAGUUUGCAGGAAGGUGAGGACAACGAAUCGCUUAAAACGUUUAAUAUCGUUUUGCUUCUGUCGGAGAGCAAUGCUGCUCAUUACUUAAUUCUACUGGAGUCAGGAUAGAGCUUUGUAGAAUAGUACUUCUAAUUCGCAUCCCGAUGUUACCUUUUUGAAUGCAAAAUAAAUUUAUCUGACCGAUGUCUGUAACAGCGGUACUGGACCCACAGCUCUUGAAACAAAAUUCAGUGUCCAACACAAAGUCAGGUCAAUACAAUUGGAUACAGAUUACACGACUUAAAUUGCAUCGCUGCGAGUUUAAUCGUCGCGUUUAUUCUCCCUAGGUUGGCUGGUGUCAUGGCAGAGCUGAUAGAGGAAAAUGAACCCACCCCCCUGCGGAAGUUUCUGUUAAAUGUACAGUGGGGUAUACGAUACUUUAUACGAGCCACGCCCCUGCUUUGUGCUCAAAAACGUAAGAAAUAUUGUUUCAACAAAUUUUAACAGCAUCCAUACGAAUAAAGGGGGGAAGUUUCGAAAGAAACUGUGGUGCUACUUUGGUGGAGGAACGUAACAAGAUAAUUUUGGUUUUAUCAGCUGAGUUGUUAAUGUAAAUAGGCCAUCGUAAAGAGUUUCAAAGCUGACGUUUCGAGCGUUAACCCUUCGCCAGAGCGGAAGGGCUGCCGAUCUUGACGGCGGCCAAUCUUUAACUCAGUUGAUAAAACCAAAAUGAUCUCAAAGUUCCAUAUGUUCGCUCCAAUAAAAAGUACUUUAUAUUUCCCGCACUUUUUGCACGACCUAGGUUGUCCCUAGCACUCCAGCCCUUCGUAGGAGUUCCGGGUUGUAAUACACCUUCAGGUGACUCUCCGUUUCCAAAUCUUCUUUCAACUGUUUUAUUGAGAUGACUUGCACUGAUCUACACUAGCAAGAACAAUUUUAUUAUUCUGUUCCUUUUAGCUAGUCCUACGCUAGGCAAGGCAGUCCAUCAGAUACAAUUUUUGUGUUCUGUUCUCUUAGUUAGUCCUACGCAAGGCAAGACAAUCUAUCAGUUACUAUUUCGUUAAGAUAAGAUCACAAUUCCUCGUGUUAACACAUAUUCUGACAAAUUUUUAUCUACACCUAAGGUUGAGGCUGUCUCCAUGGCUCUGUUUUAGUUUAGAAAAGGAACUCAUUGUUAUCAAGCUUUCGUGAGUUCAUGAUAUUAGAUAUGAAAAGGAGAACGCCAAAACACAAUUUACAAAUACAGUAGUUCUAUCUUACGACAGUUUUCAAUGAUCCUCGUUGUUGUUUUGAAACAGAAGGGAAUCUCAUUUCCAGAGGUCACGUUCCCAUAAUCCAUGGCAGGUCGCAAAGUGGAUAAGCUGAAAUAAUUUAUGAACUUACAGAUUUUUCCUUAAAUUUAAUUUUCCGAUUUCUACCAUGCCUUGCGUUUAUUCCGUUGUUUUUUGUUUUUUUCUAGUUUCCACGGCGCUGUCUAUUCUCUCUCAUUGGACAAGCCAGCUGCUUAAUUGUACAUGGUCUUCACUGCGCAUGUCACUUACCUCCCAGCUAUUUGCCUGCUGGAGGCAUUUGAUUGGUGCGUACACGAUCAUUUGAUUAAACAAUUAUUCGUAAAAUGGGAAGUCAAAAUCGUCCAUAAAUCUUAACAUUCCUUGUGUCUCUUUCACCCUCAGGUUCAGGGUUAGGAGAUCUGCAUUUCUUUGGAGUGGCCAUGUUGCUGCUGAUUCUCCAUAAGUUGCACAUGGUACUUACGGUAAGUUAAUCAUCGAUGUAGAAACAUUACGAUCAAUGGAAAUAUUAUGCAUUUAUUAUUCCACUUCUAUGUCAUUUAACCAAGUGAGAUCAUGAGGACGUGCAAAAUUAACCACGGGGGAGGGAAAUUGUUUACGACAAAAUUUCAAAGCCGAAAUCGGACACAGGUAGUGGGUAGUUGACUCAAUGUCCGAAGUUUGGCGGUUUGUUUACAUCAGAAGUCACGUGACACUACACGUGAAAUCUGAGGUCGAAAAGGUGAAUUACUGAACAGCCGUAGAGCAAUAUGGCAUCCACUUGUUAAAUAGUGUAAGCUUUCCUUCAUUAGCGCUAACUGUCUUCGAACAACCAAGCUAAAAGACUUCUCAGAAAUGCAAAGCACCAAAGCUGGAAGAUAAAGCUAAUUUUGCUUUUCUUUGUUUUGUUAUUUUCAGCCAUAUGAUCAGAUGGACUUCUCCCAAGUCAGGUGUCAAAGCAUGUUAAUGUCAGCCAUCGAGAGAGCCCGAAGACAAAAUUUGCUCAAUCAGGAUCUGUUUUUACAGCCAAACUAAUGAACUUAUUCUUACAAGUGAGAGCAAACAAAUUAGUUUGUAUUAAUAUGAGAGAGCUUUUAAUUUAUUGACAAAUUCGAAAUUUAAAUAAACCACGUACAUUAUGUACCAAAUAUUGCUGGAAAAUAAAUAAAGUUGAUGAAGC